This is a messenger RNA of Ylistrum balloti, 2539 nucleotides long. Its product is annotated as testin-like. The transcript is spliced from 7 exons. Gene Ontology annotation, molecular function: zinc ion binding. Bases 132 to 1337 code for a protein of 401 amino acids. The record is from RefSeq and is a predicted model, not a curated record. Lineage: Eukaryota; Metazoa; Mollusca; Bivalvia; Pectinida; Pectinidae.
GGGAGAUAUUUACGAUAAGACCGGCUGUUGGUCGACAUUGCCGUGAAAUGGACAAGCAUGUUCGUUACUGUUAACGGAAGUUGAAAAUUGCCCGAUUUGGAUUUAUUUAUAGAAACAAGUUGAUCUAAACAAUGGCUACACGUCUUGUGGUCAUUCCUGGACCUGGUCUGACCGUAACUGAUUUGGAACCACAUACCCCACAAGAAUCUCAGCGGAAGCUUCGAUGUUUAAAAUGUGCUGACAGGUGUCCAGGUUUGGACACCCAUUACUGGAGAAAAAUAUGUAAGCAUUGUCGAUGUUCUCGAGAGGAUCAUGACCUCCAACCUCCUGAGGAGAAGGAUUCUCAGCCAAUCAAUCUGCUGUUUGAUUCGCUGCCGCGGCACGGCGACCAAUCAGAUGUGUUACAACGGCUCGAGCGACUUAACAUUGACGAUUCGGCGGCCUUGACCCAAAUAUGUGGUCCAGACAAUGAUAUCGUGCUUGCAAGGAUCAUAUCAGAAAAUUUGAGGUCACAGAAAUACAUCGCCAUGCUUCCAAAGGACAAACAAAUGUUUGCUGCUCAGCUCAGGAGAAGACAACUCCAGAAACAACUUCCGCUUCAUGACCUCCACCAGAAAUUUUGUAACAGUCUAUCGGAAACAGAAAUGCAGAAAUUCCAAAAGUUUACGAAUAAAAGGCGAUUAAAAGCAGCGGGCAUCGGUCAGAUACGUGACUUACCAAAAUCCGGAGAACAAAAAUGUCAUCGAUGUUUAAAGGCCGUGGAGAGUGGAGGAAUUGCUGUAGUGGCGGAUCGCAUGGGCAUUGGCACGUGCUGGCAUCCGGGAUGUUUCACAUGCGCAACGUGCUCGGAGCUGCUAGUCGACAUGAUAUACUUCCAUAAAAAUGACGAUAUCUACUGUGAACGACACUAUGCCGAUUCCAUAUACCCACGCUGUUCUUCCUGUGACGAAAUAAUCUUUGCACGGGAGUACACACAAGCUGAAAAACAGACAUGGCACGUGCAGCAUUUCUGUUGUUGGUACUGUGACGCGCCUCUAGCUGGCCAACGCUACAUCGCCAAGAAUGGCAACCCGUACUGUAUUCUAUGCUUUGACAAGUUGUACAGUAAGAUUUGUGUGACAUGCGGCAAAACCAUCACAGCUGAUUCCCCGGGAUUGUCACACGGCGAGUUCCAUUGGCACGCAUGUCCACAUUGCUUCAGUUGUCAUGUUUGCUCACGCAAUCUUAUCAACCAGCAAUUCCUACUGAAAGACGGAAAGCUGUUUUGCUGUCUUGACUGUAAACAGUCGUUUACAGGUCGUCCUAACCACGGUUUUCCACGGGACAUGCAUCCUUAAUGUAAACAUAUUCUGCAAAUGAUCUUCCAUUAAUCUCCAAUUCCGUCUCAUGUUGCGCACGAACCCUUAAUGUAAUCAGAUUUGCUAAUACAACAAGAAUGAACUAAACAUAAACAUACUUGUUGUUCCCUGCCGAUCGUUAUAACUAUAUAUCUAGUUCUCCAAGCAGGGUAGCCAUCCUCAACAUAAUCACAGUUUUAUUACCUAGAGAAAGUUUUAUGUUACAAGUAUAUUGACAUGUAUCAGUGUUUGAAAUGGUAAGCUCAUCCUUUUCUACAUGUAACAAUGGUGUUAUCGAACAAUUCUUAAUACGACAACUUAAACUUAUUAAUGGUCGUAUUUAUGUUGCCAAUAUGUUAAAAUAUUGAACAUUUAAUGAGAUUUGCGUCAGGGUUCUCGGCUUCCCCUUUCCCCUAUAAGUCUCCCCCUAUAGAGACUCUCUUAUAUUUCUGUAGGUCUACAGUAAUUAACGUAUUACCUUCAUACAUCUUGAUGUUACUGAUGCCAGGCGGUUCCAUCUUCACGUGGAUCCUCUAUCCUUGGUUGUUUCGGCGCUGUCCACUACAACCUCCAGAAGUGCGCCGACUAGGGUGAUCAAAUCCUAGCCCGAAACCGUCUAGCCUGUUCCAACAUGUCACACUGCUGAUGUUGUCACAGUCCUCUUGUGAUUGAUGUUGUUAUCACUAAACAAAUGUCACAUACUUCACUCCAAAUCACAAACUCUAUAUUGGAGUGAUUCUGAAGAGUCACACAACACUGUUUUGAUGCCCACGAUUCUGCCCGCUUCCUCCACAGCCACAUUGAUGUUGACUCUGCUUGCUGGCAUACUGAACCAAUCAGGUGCUUCCCGGCUUUCCCAAUGACAACUAUAGUCUUCAUGACUCUCCACAAAGACUGACCGGCACAUUCUCUACAGUCAACCUCCUCUUACGUUAUAUACCAAUAUCCCUUCCUUUAUGAAGUCGUACGAACAACACAAUCUCUAAUAAGUCAUUAAUUCUGUUAUCAGAAAAUGUUAUAUGAAUUUCAUGAAAAAUAUAUUUACCUACGAAUCAUUUUGUUUUAAACAUCGAUUGAGCUCAGUUUCAUUAUGCAAUAUUAAAACAUGUCAGCUUAACGCAUUAGCGAAAAAGAUACAAAUGGUUUUAAAUUGUAAAAUAAUUUUGUAUUCAUUUUCAACAAUUUUCAUUUUUAUAUAAACG